AUGUCCCCGAAUGGCGCAGAAGAGCUCUUUGACCAGAUCGCAGAGUCGUACGAAGACGCUUUCAAAGGGAACAAAGGCUUAUAUCAAGCAUUAGAUGGGUUGAAGUCAUGCCAUGAAUCUGCAUCCACUGUGUUGGAUGUGGGAUGUGGCCCCGGCGGACCAGCUGCUUACCUUGCCCAGCAAGGAUACAAGGUCACCGGGAUUGAUAUUUCUCAAAAGAUGGUGGACUAUUGCAAUGUGCAUAUCUCCGGUUCAUUUGUGAAAAUCUCCAUGACUGAAUACGCCCCGAGUGAAGAGUUUGACGCCGUCAUCUCGAUUCUCUCAUUGCUUCAACUCCCAUACCAGACCAUCCACUCGAUGCUUUUCAAGAUGGCAUCGUGGCUACGCCCAGGCGGGGUUUUCAUCUUGGGAACCAUCGACCCCGAGGAGUAUCGCGGCGGGGAGUGCAUGCCGAGAGUGACGUCCGAGUACGUAGAAGGGUAUACUGCGCCCUUCAUGGACACUACCGUCACCGUUACUCUGGUCACGACAAAGGGGCUACGCGCGAUUAUCGAGCAGAGCGGCCUUGUUAUUCGCAGCGUGGAAAAGCAUUCGUUCAUGCCUACAACCGGAGAUAAGGAGGAGCACGUUUAUAUAACUGCCCAGAAGCCUAUCCAAAAGCCAAGCGAUAGGUAA
Molecule: messenger RNA, 675 nt
Organism: Cordyceps fumosorosea ARSEF 2679
Lineage: Eukaryota; Fungi; Ascomycota; Sordariomycetes; Hypocreales; Cordycipitaceae
Product: methyltransferase
Exons: 1
Coding region: 1-675 (224 amino acids)
Source: RefSeq, a predicted model, not a curated record